This is a messenger RNA of Drosophila obscura, 2441 nucleotides long. RefSeq lists its product as uncharacterized. The record is from RefSeq and is a predicted model, not a curated record. The coding region runs from base 1396 to 1899 and encodes 167 amino acids. Gene Ontology annotation, molecular function: nucleic acid binding; RNA-DNA hybrid ribonuclease activity. The transcript has 3 exons. Lineage: Eukaryota; Metazoa; Arthropoda; Insecta; Diptera; Drosophilidae.
AGUUGCUGUAUUGCAGAAAUCUUGUUGUUUCCCCCGAAAAAUAUUAACCGUAUGGACCUUUGGGCCAGAUGGAUCGCGAGAAGGGUCAAGCACUGCUACUGCCAGAAAGACUCACUCCAUACUGAGCCGCACGGAUACCGUAGUCGACACAGACUCGGACAUGCUCUCGGUCAGCAGGACGGAGGAAGGAACUUCGCUCGCCGGAACUAGGCACGUGCUCCCGCACGGAGGCGGACAUCCUCUAUCCGAGAUUCGGGAAGCUGGCUUGGGGCGUAGGUAGCGUCUACCUACGUCUCAAAAAGCGCCACCCAGAGGACAAAGACGUGCGCACCCUGCAGGCAGGCGAGGUGGAGAAGGACCUUGGUCUGGAGUCCAUCGUGGAGGGCGCCCAGGGUCUUGCGCUGGACGACUCAGAGGAAGAGGACGGUGACCUGACGGUGAUAGUCAAUCCUUCGAGAGAAGUUGAGCCAGCCACAUAAAAGUAAAGCCGCGUCUACGGAGCUCCUCAUUGCCAGGCACGUCGACAUAGCUUUGGUCUAGGAGCCAUGGAUUGCCUCGGGCAAUGCAGUGUCAGGAAUAAAGCCCUCAAAUUAUAAUCUAUUCCACCCACCAUCGGUAGGCAGGAACAGAACCGCCGUACUCUUACGAAAGGGUAUCCAUGCUUAACUUAUGUCUCAAUACAGCACUGACUGCGGUGAUGCUUGAAAGCGAGGAUAAGCACCUUAUGGGUGCUUCCUGCUACAUGGCUAGCUCCACCGGAAGAGCUAAGGAGUCUGGUGGCGGAAGACAGCCCGAAAGACCAGCAACUUCCCGUUGGUACGGACGGCAAUACCCACCACAGCGUCUGGGGAAGCCCUGAUAUCAACCACAGAGAAGAGCUGUUGGAUCUACACAUCAGGAACUAUUUGGAGAGACUGAUGUCAAACGAACCAGCAUGCCUAUACCAAAGGGAAAUCGGUGGAGACGGCACUGCAUUCGUUAGUAGCCAUCAUUAAGAAAGCCCUGAUAUCAACGACAGAGGAGUUUUUGUAGACAUAUCCGGAGCAGUCAACAACGUUAGCACGAACGCUAUAAUGGAUGGCCUAGAAGCGACCCAGCAAUCAACAUCUGUAUAAAGAACCUUCUAAAUUGCAGACGAGUGCAAUCAGAGUGACGACAUAAGCAUAAUUAUUACGGCAGUAUGUCCAUCGACCCUCAGCUCUAUAAUAUAAUCCACACCCAGGGAGAUAUGUGAGUAGGUGGAAAAAGUAGGACUCAGUAUGAACGCGGACAAGACGGACCUCAUCCUCUUUACCUAGAGACAGACACAAGGUGCCGGCAUGGAUCCCCCCGAAAAUCGACAGAACCAGGCUGGCCUGGUGGUGGCAGGCUACUGAAAAGAAAACAUACAAGUGUAUGGAGAGAACUCAGCGACAGGCACUGAUCUGCAUCACGGGAGCGCUGAAGUCAACCCCAACAAAAGCACUCGAAACCAUACUCGGAAUUGAGCCCCUGGACAUCCACGCAUCAGGCAACAUGUCGCAGCAAGGAUUCGGGUACGGUUCAAUUGGCCGAGACAUGAUCAGUAUAUCAGACUACAUGAUCCCCCGAACUUACCUGGAUGUCCAAAAAACCUCAUACAUGGGACAUGACGACUGGAAAGAGGGUCGGGAACAGACUCAACACAUCAACAUCUACACAGACAGCUCCAAAAUCAAAGGAGGAGUAGGAGCGGGCAUAUACUGUAAUGACCCUGAGAUAAGGCUGUCCUAUAAGCUACCGGACCAAUGCAGCAUAUUCUUGGCGGAAAUCUUCGCCAUACGGAAAGCGGCGGAGGUUGUUCAGUCUACGGAUCGUCCAAACGACAUUUUCAACCUGUUCAUGGACAGCCAGGCGGCGAUAAUAUCUAUGAAGUCGUGAGCGGUCAGUUUCAAAAAAUUUCUCAGCCCCUACUUACUGCACCUACCACGGAAGGACUGCAGAAUGUAAGUGGGAAUACUUACAGGUCACUGUCUGGCUGCGGCAUAUGCAGUAAAACUAGGCAUCACCAACAGUGCCAGCAGCCCUGGAAGAUGCCUCCAAGAGGACGCCAAGGGAACUGCUUGUCUUUGCUAAAAAUACCUUGAUCCUCAAGGACAUUAAAACCUCCUAAAUAUACUCGAGAAGGUUCAUACACCCCCAUCCGGACAACUAAGGGUAAUAUUGGCCUAUGCGUGCCUCGUGAAGGCCUUCCAAAAUAUACCAGCCUUACCUAACCUGUUAAUAACUUUCCAUAAUAAUAAUGUUUGAGCUAAAAAAAUAAAACUCAAAUAUAGCGAUUCAAUUUUGAGUUUUAUUUUUUCGCUCAAAAAUAAAACUCAAAUUUUAAUAAUGAAAAUAUCAUGGGGAACUGAGAAAAAAUGUACACAUAUCCUUACUAAUUGAGUCAAGUUUUUUUUUUAUUAUGUAGGUUUAUUGUAACA